Messenger RNA from Parnassius mnemosyne (clouded apollo), 852 nucleotides. Lineage: Eukaryota; Metazoa; Arthropoda; Insecta; Lepidoptera; Papilionidae. The record is from the annotation of a GenBank genome assembly.
AUGGAUAUUUUUGAAGUAAUUGGUAUCUUAGAAGCGCUGAACGAGGAUAAAAGGAAGCACUGGGUUAACCCAUUAUACAAGAAAAGGUUGAGCAUUGGACAAUUUCACACUCUUUACCCAGAACUAAGGAAACAUCCAGAAAAAUUUUACGACUAUUUCAAUAUGACUUCUCAUACAUUUGAUGAAUUGUUGAAAUCUAUAACCCAGUACAUAGCUAAAAAUAAUAUCACAAGAGAUACAUUAUGUCCCGAAGAACGGCUUACUAUAACUUUGAGAUUCCUGUCAAGUGGACUAAGUUACAGAAAAAUUGCACAAGAGUUUCUUGUUGGAAAAUCAACGGUAUCGAAAAUAAUAAGUGAAACUGCAUGCAUUAUAUGGGAUAUUUUACAGCCACAGGAAAUGCCGGAACCUUCUGAAGAAUUGUGGCUAGAAAUAGCAAAACCAUAUUAUAAAAAAACCAACUAUCCUAACUGUAUAGGAUCUAUCGAUGGCAAGCAUAUCCGUAUUAGAAAACCACCAAAAAGUGGGUCUAACUAUUUUAAUUAUAAGAAGUUCUUCUCAAUUGUUCUGUUAGCCGUAGCAGAUGCAAACUGUUCUUUUAUAGCUAUUGAUGUAGGUGCUUGCGGACGAAAUGCUGACAGUAAUAUAUUUAAAGAAAGUGGUUCUGGCAAAAAAUUGGAGUGUGGGUCUCUGAAGAUUCCUAACUCAACUAAAUUGCCUAAUUCAAAUGGAUUGCCCCAACCUUUCGUGUUUCUUGGAGAUGAGGCAUUUGGAUUACAAAAGCAUAUCUUGAGGCCUUUUCCUAAAAAAAGUUUAAAUAAGGAAGAGCGAAUUUACAUAGAUCAUGCAUAG